UGAGAUCUGGCCAUUGCACUCCAUCCAGCCCAGGCAACAAGAACAAAACUCCAUCUCAAAAACCAAAAAAGAAAUAGUAGUUACUAAAAGCAUGUUUACUGGUGAUUUUUAGGUUCCUGAUGAAAAGUUAUGACCAGGUGCACUCAGGAAAGUUGGUGUGUGGCAUGGUGUCCUAUUUGAAUGACCUGCCCAGUCAACGCAUCCAGCCACAGCAGGUAGCAGUCUGGCCAACCAUGGUGGAUAUCAACAGCCCCGAAAGCCUAACCGAAGCAUAUAAACUCCGUGCAGCCAGAUUAGUAGAAAUUGCUGCAGAAAACCUUCAAAAAGAAGUGAUUCACAGAAAAAGCAAGGAGGUAGCAUGGAACCUAACUUCUGUUGACCUUGUUCGAGCAAGUGAGGCACAUUGCCACUAUGUGGUAGUUAAGCUCUUUUCAGAAAAACUCCUCAAAAUUCAAGAUAAAGCCAUUGAAGCUGUCUUAAGGAAUUUAUGUCUGCUGUAUUCUCUGUAUGGAAUCAGUCAGAACGCAGGAGAUUUCCUUCAGGGGAGCAUCAUGACAGAGUCUCAGAUUAUGCAAGUAAACCAACGUGUAAAGGAGUUACUCACUCUGAUUCGCUCAGAUGCUGUUGCCUUGGUUGAUGCAUUUGAUUUUCAGGAUGUGACACUUGGCUCUGUGCUUGGCCGCUAUGAUGGAAAUGUAUAUGAAAACUUGUUUGAGUGGGCUAGGAACUCCCCACUGAACAAAACAGAGGUAAAAAUCCAGUGUCUUUGCACCUUUUUAAAAGUCUUCACUUAAAUAUUGAAGCAGGAAAGGCCUCUGGAAAGGGAUUUAUCUGUGAAAGCUCUGAAAGUACUGUGGCCACUUCUGACAGUCACUUUAUUCGAGCAACAGGUUCAGAAGGGAACUGGGUUGUUCCCACAGUAACCAGGGUCUUAAUUUCAAUUUUUGAUAACGAAUUGAACAUUUAAAUAUAUAUAUAGGCCGGGCGCGUUGGCUCACACCUGUAAUCCCAGCACUUUGGGAGGCCAAG
Molecule: messenger RNA, 1029 nt
Organism: Piliocolobus tephrosceles (Ugandan red Colobus)
Lineage: Eukaryota; Metazoa; Chordata; Mammalia; Primates; Cercopithecidae
Product: peroxisomal acyl-coenzyme A oxidase 1-like
Exons: 4
Coding region: 120-794 (224 amino acids)
Biological process (GO): fatty acid beta-oxidation using acyl-CoA oxidase; lipid homeostasis; very long-chain fatty acid metabolic process
Cellular component (GO): peroxisome
Molecular function (GO): FAD binding; fatty acid binding
Source: RefSeq, a predicted model, not a curated record